AUGCAGAUUUCAUUGAGUACCUGCGGACCUCGCAACAAUACGGUCCCGAUGCGGCUGCAUCGACUUUGUGGACUUGGCAAACCUGCACCGAAUUCGGCUAUUUCCAGUCCUCCUGAUUCCAGUUACAGCAUCUUUGGGAGCCCAACUCCAGUGAACAUGUUUACCAAAAUGUGCACAGACGUGUUCGGUGAAAAGUACACUGCGGCUGCUAUUCAAAACAGCAUCACCAGAACGAAUCAUCGAUACGGUGGAAAAGAGCGCUAUAGGCAUGGGACAAACGUUGUCAUCCCGAAUGGAUCCGUGGAUCCUUGGCAUGCCCUCGGCAAGUACACCUCCAACGAUCCGUCCGUAGUUUGGUAUCUUAUAAACGGAACAGCUCACUGCGCUGACAUGUACCCAGCCCGACCGGAAGAUGUACCUGAUCUCGCUAAUGUGCGACGUCUCAUUGAGGACAACAUCGCCAAAUGGAUUUCUGGAGCACCAACAUCCACUCCUCCCGCACCAACACCCACCCCGCCCGUUUCACCUACAACGAAGACAACGAAACGUACAGUAAAUCCCAUCCAGCCCAGCUCAACGACCACUACACCUACCGAAAAUCCUUCCAAUGAUGGUUCCUGGGUCAUCGCUCUGUCCGUUUUAUGCUGGACCAUCGUUCAGUCCCUUUUGUGA
Messenger RNA from Ostertagia ostertagi, 672 nucleotides. Lineage: Eukaryota; Metazoa; Nematoda; Chromadorea; Rhabditida; Trichostrongylidae. The record is from the annotation of a GenBank genome assembly.